Molecule: messenger RNA, 735 nt
Organism: Cylicostephanus goldi
Lineage: Eukaryota; Metazoa; Nematoda; Chromadorea; Rhabditida; Strongylidae
Source: the annotation of a GenBank genome assembly
AUGUUCUCGUUGCUCUGCCAUCUCGCUUCAGCCUUUGUUGGCGCCCUUAUUCCAGUGUUUUAUUCCUACAAGACGAUAAAGAAACCUACUCAGAAGAUGCUGUCUUACUGGUCCAAGUACUGGGCCGUAUUUGGCUCAUUUCUUGCUGUGGACGCUGUGCUGGACUCGAUUUUUAUCAGCUACUUCAUCCCAUUCUAUGAAUUUGGAAAGCUCCUCUUUCUGCUUUGGGCUGUGAAUCCGUACACAGCGGGAGCUCAGUUUGUAUUCGAUAAGGUACUCGCACCAUUUAUUAAGCGUCACGAAAAGAAGAUGGAUGUCUACGUUGAUACCAUGGUCGACAACGUCAUGACGCAUGGUCCAGAAUUGGCUGUUACGGCUGGGGUGACAGUAUGGAACAUCGCUAGAAACCUCCAUGCAUUAUCUCAAAUUAGAGCAGAUAGGCUUGGUCGUGCUAUCAUGCAGAGCGAACAGACGGUAGCUAUCGAAGAGGUUUUGACCGACGAUGAAGUGCAGAAAAAACCUUUGCAAGCUGCUGCGCCUGCACCAGAGCAAAGUCAUCCAGUGGAAGUCAAAGCUGAGCGGCAAGAUUCCGAUGAUGAAGUGAUCUUCGUUAAUCCUCAUCAGCAUGAGGAAGGACGCACUUCGAAGUCAUCAAUGUCGUCGAAAACACCAAUGCCGACCAAACGGGUACUGUCUGCUUUCCUGGGUUGUAAAAGUUCACUAAUUCUUAGAUGA